AUGAUUUCGUUCAAGAAAGGAAAGAUCAAGGUACCUGAAAAAUUACAACCUACAUCUGCAAAUAUAGAUGAAUCAUGGCUCAUCCUUAAAAAUGUAUUUGAUAAAGUUCUUAGUGAUGAUACGCAUGAUAUUUCAUUUGAAAAGACAUACCGUGUCGUCUAUGAUGUUGUUAGGUUCAGACAAGAAGCAGAACUUUACAAUAGAAUUAAGGAGUACUUGGUUCAAAGAUUCACAUCUUUGAAAACGGAUACCUUCGACAAAAAUCCUGCCAUAACUAGUGAGGAAUGGAAGUUUUUAGAAACUUUGGGUGAGGUGUGGAAAAGUACUAACAUUCAUCUUGAGUGUAUUAGAGAUUUGACGUUGUAUUUAGAGAGAACAUAUUGUGAGAGAAACAGAGUUCCCGGGAUUGUUGAGACUGGCUUGGAGAUAUUUAACACGUGUCUUCUACUACCAUUGAAAGAUACUGUGAAUGAAGAAUACGUUAAAGGAAUUAACAAUUUAAGAGACACACACGAAUAUGAUACUCCACAUACUGAAGUUCUGGAAAGGUUGGGGUCCAUGAUGCUAACGAUCCUUAGUGGUGAAGAUAGUUUUUUUGUGGUGUUUGUCCAAAAUCAUUUGUUGGAAGAAUCCAUUAAAUAUUAUUCUGAGUUGGCCAAUUCAUUGAAUUUAAAAUCGAUUGAAGGUUUUCAAAAAGUUGAGACAUUGAUUGAUUUUGAAACAAAAUUAGACACAUCUUUUUUAACAUUGGAUGCCGCUACAAAAGUAAUAAAAUGCAUUGAUACUGUGUUGAUUUGGGGAAAUUAUGAAAGUAUAGUGGAGCCAUUGCUAUUGGACGCGUUGGAUACUUUAAAUGGUGAAUACCUUAGAAAAUUAUAUUCCUUGACAACAGAAAGGAAGUAUAGAUUGAAAUUGAGAUCUGCUAUUCAAAAUAUGAUAAAUAAAAAUCUAUCUUCGAUUGAAUUGGAUGAAUCUGAAAAGAAAAGAUCACUAAUUGGUACCAAAUGGGCAUCAUCCGUAAUUUCAAUGUUUAACAAGUAUAAUAAACUAUUAGAAGGGUUAAGUUUUGAAGUUGAGUCUACUAUCGAUAAUGUAGCUAACACGGAGAUUACUGAGAAUCAAAUGGGAGGUAGACAACUUUCUACUACUAACAAUGGACCUGAUGAUUCAGAAGAUUUUUCUCAAGGGACAGUAUCUGCUGCAGGGUUGUUGAAUGAGACAUUUUCGAAUUUCUUUAAGCAAAACUCAAAACAUAGUGCUCAAUAUAUGAGUUUCUAUCUGGAUACUUGCUUGAAAAAAACAUUGGAAAAGACUGAGAUUAAUGACUCAAAGAACAGUAUACUCGAAUGUGUUAAUUUAGUAAGAUUAUUACCAGAUAAAGAUGAAUUUACUGUGAUCUAUAAAAAUCAACUAACUAAACGUUUAAUUCAACAACAAUCAAGUCUAAAGGUAGAGAAAUUCGCAUGUAAAAGGGUUAAUGAGGAAACGGGGUCAUUCUGGACCCAUAAAUUGGGUACAAUGUUAAGAGAUAUAACUCGAUCUGAAUAUCUGGCCCAGAAUUUCAGUGUCAGCCAACAACAGAAAGCUACUGAAGAUUCAUCAACAACAACUGAAGUAUUAGAAUUUGUGCCAGAUAUUCUAACAAUUACUUCCUGGCCAUUUCAAGACAUUGAUGAUAUUGUUGCUGAAGAUCUAAUACUACCAGCUCAAUUGGAGGCCCUGAAAUUAGAUUUUGAAAAAUUCUAUAACAAGAAAUAUAAUGAAAGAACAUUAAAAUGGGUUCACACUUUAGGAUCUAUACAAAUUGGGUUUCAAUUUGAAAAAAGUUACCAUGACUUAACCAUGCCCUUCUAUUCAGCGUUAGUGUUUCUUUUAUUUGAAAAUAAUGAUGAAUUAACUACAGAGAUGAUCUUGGAGAUGACCCAUAUACCCGAACAAGAAUUGUAUCGUCAAUUAUUAUCACUUGUGAUGUCAUCCAAAUCAAGAAUUUUAAAGAAAUCGCCAGCUUCAAAGACUAUUUCAAAAUCUGAUAAAUUCUCAAUAAACUACAGUUUCACAGCGCCUACUGAAAAAGUGAAAGUACAAACUAUAGUGGGUAACACAUCAUCACGUAGAAACGACAACAACAACAACAACAACAUAAAUAACGUCCUAGAACGUGAGAGAAUCAACGCAACAAACGCAGCUAUUGUGAGAGUUAUGAAACGUCAAACUGCAAUCACACAUACCGAACUCCUUGAGAGAGUAACGGAAGAAGUGAAACAAGUUUUCACGUUGCAAUUACUAGUUUUCAAGAAAAGUUUGGGUUUCCUUAUCUCUAAAGAAUAUGUGCAGAGAGACCCUGAUGAUUCCAGUUUAUACCAUUACAUAUCAUAG
This is a messenger RNA of Maudiozyma barnettii, 2376 nucleotides long. RefSeq names its product cullin CUL3 (gene CUL3). NCBI's taxonomy places the organism in Eukaryota, Fungi, Ascomycota, Saccharomycetes, Saccharomycetales, Saccharomycetaceae. Gene Ontology annotation, biological process: ubiquitin-dependent protein catabolic process; protein ubiquitination. The transcript has a single exon. The coding region runs from base 1 to 2376 and encodes 791 amino acids. The record is from RefSeq and is a predicted model, not a curated record. Gene Ontology annotation, cellular component: Cul3-RING ubiquitin ligase complex. Gene Ontology annotation, molecular function: ubiquitin protein ligase binding.